AUCCAUAUCCAUAUAUGAAUGAAGGAAAUAUAUGAUACAGAACAUUCAUACUAUCAAUUUUACAUUAUAUAUUGCCUUUGACAACAUGGCUAAUUUUUGCAUUAAUUUUGUCUUUUGCCGACACCCUUUCUUGUCUGCUACAUGUAAUUGAUGAUUGAUUGACCCAACCUAUGUACUAUACUUCAUCCAAAAUAUCAAUAAAGCUUAGAAAUAUUUAAAUUUGUUUCUAUCUCUAUUUCCUCAAGUUUCAUUAACCACUUGAAUUUUCGUUUAUCAUUCUUGACAUGUCAGAACUUCUUUUAGGCAAUGAUGAAAGAAGAGAGAGUUCAGAGGAUGAUAAGUGGAAAAGAAUUGGCAGUCUUAAAAAGAAAGCAAUAAAUGCAUCAUGCAAAUUAAGGCAUUCUCUUAAGAAGAAAAGAAGCAGUAAAAGUAGUGGCAGUAGGAGCAAUUCCUUGUCCAUUGAGGAUGUUCGACAAGUUGAGGAGCUAAAUGCAGUGGAUGCAUUUCGACAAACACUUCUAUUAGACAACUUGCUUCCUUCAAUACAUGAUGACUAUCAUAUGUUAUUGAGAUUCUUGAAAGCAAGGAAGUUUGAUAUUGAGAAAGCAAAGCUUAUGUGGGCCAACAUGAUCCAAUGGAGGAAAGACUAUGGUACAGAUACAAUUAUAGAGGAUUUUGAUUUCAAGGAGUUACAAGAAGUCCAGAAAUAUUAUCCACAUGGUUAUCAUGGUGUGGAUAAGGAGGGAAGACCUGUUUAUAUUGAGAGGCUAGGAAAAGUUGAUCCCAAUAGGCUUAUGCAAGUAACUACCAUGGAAAGAUAUUUGAGAUACCAUGUGCAGGGUUUUGAGAAAACAUUUUCUGUCAAAUUUCCAGCUUGCUCUAUAGCUGCUAAGAGACGCAUAGGUUCCAGUACAACAAUUUUGGAUGUUCAAGGCGUGGGUUUCAAAAACUUCACCAAGUCUGCUCGAGAGCUCAUCAUUCAGCUGCAGAAGAUUGAUAGUGAUUACUAUCCUGAAACACUUCAUCAAAUGUUUAUCAUCAAUGCUGGUCCUGGUUUUAAGCUUCUAUGGAACACAGUGAAAACAUUUCUUGAUCCCAAAACUACUUCAAAGAUUCAUGUUCUUGGAAACAAGUUCCACAGUAAAUUACUUGAGAUUAUCGAUGCGAGUGAGCUACCGGAAUUUCUAGGCGGUAGUUGCACCUGUGUAGAUCAUGGUGGCUGUAUGACAUCCGAUAAAGGGCCAUGGCAAGACCCAAACAUUUUAAAGAUGGUUCUUAGUGGUAAAGUGCAGUGUUCUAAACAAAUCGUAACAAUUUCCAACGACGGGGGGAGGGUGAUUGAAUGUGAUAAAACAUCUUUUCCAAAGAUAAGAAGUGGCUAUACAUCUACUGGAGAAUCAGUAUCUGAAGUUGAAGAUAUCACCUCUCCCAAAGCAUGUGGGAAUUCUAUGAACCCUAUACUGACUCAUGUCCAAGAAGAGGCAAGUGAUGGUACAUUAAUCACGAGGUUACACCAAACAGAAAUGUUUGAUGAGUGUGUUCCCAUGGUUGACAAGACUAUUGAUGUUGGACCAAAGGAGAAGCAAGCAGCACCACGAAACUCAUUUGGCUCAAAAGAAAAUCUGCUUUUGGUGACCAGGACUGUUACAGUGGGCGUCGUUUUUGCCCUUUUUGCUUUUGUUAGAACAUUAGCAUUUCGUGUGACAAAGGGAGUAAAACGGGAGGAACUUGCUACCGGAUUCACAAAGCCAAACUCCUCCUCAUCUUCUACCUUAAAACGCCUCAGUGAGCUUGAAAAAAAUGUUGAGAUACUACAGUCAAAACUUAAUGUCAUGCCAAGUGAGAAAGAGGAGCAGCUGAAUGCUGCAGUUUAUCGUGUGGAUGCACUGGAAGCAGAGCUCAUUGCUACAAAGAAGGCUUUGUUUGAGGCUUUAAUGAGACAAGAAGAACUUUUGGCAUACAUAGACAGUCGGGAAAAAAGCAAAUUCAAGUGCUGCUGGUAAAGAGACAGUGUACAUGACGGAGUUGUUUGGUGGCUCUCUCUCUCUGCGCGGGUGUGUGUGUGGAGAAUAAAUCGACAUGUAUAAUAUAGUAGAAAUUAGAGUAAAUAGUGAUUUUGUAUGUCUGUUUCCAAUACAAACUUCUUCAUUUGAAUGUGUUCGGGUAUUGAAUAAUAUUACAUCCAUGCUGUUUUAACUUAGCAAUGGAUCAAUGAAAUCGUUAGACUAAAUAA
Molecule: messenger RNA, 2233 nt
Organism: Medicago truncatula (barrel medic)
Lineage: Eukaryota; Viridiplantae; Streptophyta; Magnoliopsida; Fabales; Fabaceae
Product: phosphatidylinositol/phosphatidylcholine transfer protein SFH6
Exons: 13
Coding region: 285-2003 (572 amino acids)
Source: RefSeq, a predicted model, not a curated record